This is a messenger RNA of Dendronephthya gigantea, 2123 nucleotides long. RefSeq lists its product as uncharacterized. The record is from RefSeq and is a predicted model, not a curated record. The transcript is spliced from 7 exons. The coding region runs from base 96 to 1793 and encodes 565 amino acids. Lineage: Eukaryota; Metazoa; Cnidaria; Anthozoa; Malacalcyonacea; Nephtheidae.
AGCUAUCACAACAGGAGUAAAACCUACCACAGAACAGAUCGGAAUUUUUUACAACAACGGCUUUUCUCUUCAUUUGACAUAUAUUAAGAACGGCUAUGGUUUCAUCAAAGAGACCACCUUCUCGUCUUCACGUAAGCCGAAGGUCUUACCGCAUUAUCAAUGAACGGAUUUAUUGCAGACUGCAACAACGAUGGUCGUUCGUUUUUAUGAUAGCAUUGAUUUUCGUACUUGUUUUAGUUACACAUCACUUGUUCACCUUGAACAUUCAUGCCCCUAUGUAUUCUUCAACUGAAGGGGCUCAUGAUCAAAUCGAAAGCGGGGUUAUAUCCGGGGAAGGUAAAGACAGGAAGACUAUGGAUGGGGCUGAUGUUGAAAAGGAUUUCCAGAAGCAAUGGUUUAGGAUGCAGCGUGCGAGAGUCGAUUGGAAGGCAAUGCUUGUUCCAUGCGGCUAUGUAAACUCAGUGGUAAAUAGAGCAAUGAUCGGGUGGGGCGGAAUGAACGCAACUUCGGUAAAGAAAAGUUUUGUGGAGUAUACGGAAAUUCGUCCAACCGGACAGUUCUCUAGAAUCUUCAUUCGUACAAGGACUACAGAUGGCCGAUAUAAAGCAAUAGGAGGAGACUUCUGGAUGGUAAUCUUUUCAGGACCUGUUAAUGUCACUGCGACAGUUUUUGAUCACAACAACGGUAGCUAUGAAGCUAUAGCCUUACUAGUCGAUCCAGGUUACUACACUAUAAUAGCGAUUAUAGAGAGAAGUUUGUGUGAAGGAUACCGAGAACCAAAGCCGUCGUUUUACGCUUAUUUUAUGAAGGGUCAUUAUAAGCGGAUAUAUAACGUUUCUGAAGAGAUAGCCCCUUUGCCACCGAGGCGUUUUUACGUGUGGGGAGGUAUAGAUACCACAAAGAUCAGGUUUCAUGUUCCAGAAAGCCGUGAUGAUGUGGAAAAAAGACUGAGAUCUGUUUUUCACCAUCGCUCUUGCGCUACAAACUGUCGUUCGAUAUGGACUGGCCUCGGAAGAUGGAUUGGUAAAGUCUGGAAACCGUAUCUGAAAACAGAUGACCAUGAUUUGAACAUGACUCGUGUGGCAAAAGAAAGACGACAACCUCUUGAAACUUUGUACAUAGUCGGUGACUCUACGAACAGAAUGUUUUCGCAAGAAUAUUUUCACAGAAAAAAAUUAUGUCACGGAAAAAAAAUUUGGAACAGAUGCAUUUGGCGGCAGCAAAAGAUUUUUCCACUUGAAAAAACGCCAAACCCGAAGGCUGUGAAAUUUUCAGAGCGCUAUGGAAAUGUUAGUGAACGUUUUAGGUUCAACGUUUAUCUUGAUUCAAUUCGAGCUGCUUUUCAAGCCGAGGGAAUGAAUAGUAAUCGCAGUUUGCUUAUUCUUCACUACAAUACACACCAAACAAAAUAUCUCACAUUUGCCCAGUGGAAAAAACUCAUUCACGAGGUGAUCACGUUGCUGAAGAAUAGACGAAAGUUGUUUGGUUCUCAAGCACAAGUGGUUUGGAAAACUAUGACCGCCGUCGGCUACACAGGCGCAUUCUACCAAUUUGAAGGAAUGUAUCACACGGCAUUUCGCAUACGACUUUUUGCGGCUUAUGCAUUAUCACAAAUGUGUAAAGCUGGAUUUGAAAUUUAUGAUGUGUAUCCAAUGAGUGCUUCCACUUUAAUUGGAGCAAGAGAUAGAGUGCACUUUCUUCGUGGAGUUUUUUCGAAAGCAAUGGAAGCAUUAACUUGGUGGUAUCUGUCUAAUGAUAAACAAAAGACUACGGACAUUUGUUUCGAGACGUAGCUUGCAUUUCAGUUGAAAUGCGAAGGUCUGGGGAAACGGUCCAAGAACGGGUGCCUGACGUAAAUUCAAUUAUUGAAGUGAAGUGUAGAUCAGCGAAGUUAUGAGAUAUAAGUCGUCUGAGAAAAAAUACAUCAUGCAUGCGAAAACAUGCAUGAUGUAUGCAAAAUAAAGUUUUGUAUGUAUGUAGUAAUUCUUAUAAUUUUUGUAUGCAUGUAGUAAUUAUUCUAUUUCCCCAGAAAACUUGCCGGGCAUUGAAAAUAAUAGUAGAUUGAGAUUCCUAAGCCUCAAUAGUUGAUAGAAAUUCUCAAUAUAAAUAGGUAUCCACUAUCU